UUUUCAUUUUCAGUUUAGAUUUCAGCUGGUUUCGCGUUUAGUGAAGUUGAAAAACAGUGAAAAGAAAAAUAUUUUUAGUAAAGUAAUAAAUUGCAAUGAAAUGUCGUUCCGAGGAAAAGUUUUAGGAUUUGUUGAAGUGAUUUUUAGAAUACCACCAUUAUUUGUGAUCGACGAGAUUUUAAAAAUAGGAAUCCUUGGGAUAACAGAAUUGUCUGAACAUGACUUGUCAGAUAUUGGAGGAAAAUAUGUAAAAUUUGAAAAUGUCCUCAGCAAUGUCACAACAAAUAGCGAGCCCUAUUAUGAUCCCAUGGUUUAUAGAUUAAUCCUAAUGUCUGUUGUUAGACUAUUAGUCAGCACUCUAGGUUGUGCUGUUGCAAUUGGUAUGUUCAUAUUGAGCACCAAACAUCUAGUCGUUGUCUACAUUUACCUCAUGUCAGUUGGAUUGAUAUUCUUCUCCUAUUGGACCAAUGUAAACACAGUAAAUACUAUACUAAAAAUUGAAGGAUACGAAAAUGGAACCAUCAACAUUCUACAUCUACUGACAUUGUAUUGGGAUGGAUUGAUACAGCACAAAGAAUUCUUCAUCAACAUCAUACAGAACUUCCUAUUGCAGUUCUUGUUGUCUGUAGUGUUUACAAACAUCCAUAUGGGCCCGAGGCAUUUUUUAAUGCAAAAAAUGUUGCCCGUCUCUUUCUUGGCACCUACAAUACUGGCAGCACUACCUACCCCAUCAUAUCUCUUACACCACACCCCCAUAGUAGCAGCUCUGAUCCCCCUGGCCUUGGUGAAGUUUGUGCUGUGCACCUCAGCCGUGCAAAUCCUACAGUCCGUCUACUCAGGCUACCUUCAAGCCAAAAACUUCGUCUCCAACUUCGGCAUGUCGGCGCUCGUCGAAUCCGAAUGGCUGAGGCUAAACGUCCCCGAAGUACUCCGGACAUUCUGGAUGCUCCGAGUACUCGAGCACGCCGGAAUAUUCUUCUUCUCCGGCUAUUGGGAUCUCGAAGACGGCAACUCGCCGUACUUCAGGCUUCUGAAGUACUUGAUGGUGACUGGCUGCGACACCUUAACCGCGGUGCUCGGCAUCACCAGCAUCGUCUCUUUUAUCUGCAACUACAUCGGAAAAUUCUUCCAGUGGAUCCUUUUGACUGACGACGAAAAUGACAAGAACUUCGGCACCGUGUCGGCCAUCGUGUUUUACAUUCUCGCCUUGCAAACGGGGUUGACUAGUCUAGAGCCUGACAUUAGGUUCGUGCGGUUGUGCAGGAACUUUUGCCUCCUGUUCACCGCUCUGCUCCAUUUCACCCACAACGUCGUGAAUCCUCUGUUGAUGAGCUUGAGCGCCUCGCACAAUCCUUCGCUUAGGAGGCACCUGCACGCCCUUUUAGUAUGCGGUGUUUUGGUUGUCCUGCCUCUGCUGCUCAUGUACUUCUUGUGGAAGACUCAGGAAAUGUCCACUUGGUUGCUAGCGGUGACUGCUUUCAGCAUAGAGGUGAUAGUCAAGGUUUUUGUUUCCCUAGCUAUCUACUCUUUGUUCCUUCUGGAUGCUCGCAGGGAAACCUUCUGGGAGAAACUGGACGACUAUAUUUACUAUAUAAGAGCCUUCGGCAACACGGUGGAGUUUUGUUUCGGGAUCUUCCUCUUCUUCAACGGAGCGUGGAUCUUGAUGUUCGAGAGCGGUAGUGCCAUAAGGGCAGUCAUGAUGUGCAUUCAUGCAUAUUUCAACAUUUGGUGCGACGCCAAAGCCGGUUGGUCGGUGUUUAUGAAGCGCAGGACUGCUGUGAACAAGAUAGAGAGCCUCCCGGAAGCUGACAAGGACCAGCUUAGGAUGCUGGACGAUGUUUGUGCCAUCUGCUAUCAGGAAAUGCUGUCGGCGAAGAUCACCAAAUGCAGGCAUUUCUUUCAUGGGGUCUGCUUGAGGAAGUGGCUGUACGUGCAGGACAGGUGUCCUCUUUGCCACGAAAUCAUGCAUGCCAUGGAUACGGAGGAGAGGAGAGAGACGUCAGAGUUGGCGAACAAUGAGGAAGAGAACAAUUAUGACAGGUGAUAGGUUUGUGGGGUGUGGUUUAGGGGAACUUUCGCAAUGAGGUUUGAGAGUGUUUUGGACUGAGGUCGUACACGUUUAGGCUGUUAUUGACUUUGAAAUAUGUAUUUUAUUUAUGUCUCUAUUAUCAAGACUAGCUGGUGAAAUAUGUGUUUGAUAAGAGAGCUGAGAUGAUAUUUUUGAUAAUGAGAUAUUACUAGUUGAUCGUGGAAAGCUAAAUCUGCACUGUCAUUGAGAGCUAAUCUUUAUCUGUUAUUUCAAUCUCGGUUAGUAAGAAUCGAAAUUAUGUGUAUCUAGGCGUGGAAUGUAUUAAAUUUUUUAUACAUAGUAACUGUCUGAAGUAGAUUUUGGUUAUCAUAAAAUUUAUUCAACCACUGAUUGGAUUUCCAUUAAAU
Molecule: messenger RNA, 2436 nt
Organism: Phaedon cochleariae (mustard beetle)
Lineage: Eukaryota; Metazoa; Arthropoda; Insecta; Coleoptera; Chrysomelidae
Source: the annotation of a GenBank genome assembly